This is a messenger RNA of Callithrix jacchus (white-tufted-ear marmoset), 2209 nucleotides long. It is a transcript of the gene LY6G5C, whose product is annotated as lymphocyte antigen 6 family member G5C. Gene Ontology annotation, cellular component: external side of plasma membrane. The record is from RefSeq and is a predicted model, not a curated record. Lineage: Eukaryota; Metazoa; Chordata; Mammalia; Primates; Cebidae.
CCGCGUGGACAGGGGAGGAGCAAAAUGAAACAAAGGCGGGAUUAAUGACUCGAAGGCCACGCCCCCUCCGAAGAAGGCCCCAGCCUGCCACGACCUCACCCCUCCCCGAAAUAGUAAUUCGGGGAAAUACCCCGCGAAUACUGGGGGAGUGUCUUGCCCCCAGGUUCUCUCAAGACCCACGGGCUCUGUAACUCCACAGCAAGUCCUCCCGGACCUCUCAGGGCGAUUGCCUCCGGAAGCCCAGCCUCAGCCUCUCAAAGCCUCUAGUCCUUGGCCUUUUCGUUGCGAUUAUAUUCGAGAGGGAGCUUCAGAGGGCUCUGUGAGGCUGGGAGGUAGCAGAGAAACCGAGUUCGAAGCCUCGACCCGAAUCUUCAGACAGGAAAUUGGAGCAGGUGGUGUAGUUCCUGGACGCUAAGGACCUCCCUCCUCCCCCCAACCCGUAGCCCAGCGACCCGAAAAGUAAAAACCAUGAGUCUCCGAGUCAAGACUGACCUGGCAGGGGAACAGAGCUUGGGCAGGGGCCGCCCCCGCGUCCUACUGGAGUUCUGAGGUGCAGUCAAGCGGGGAGAGCGAACGCACAGCGCCAGAUUCUGUGGGCGCCGGAGAUCAGGCCCACUGAGCCACAGCUGAGCUUAGGCGAGGCAAGAACGAAGAUAAGGUGGGGAAAGGCGCUGGGUUCCUGGAACCCCAAGGGGACACUGAACUGAGUACGUGUCGCUUGGGAUCCAGGUGUCUUCAUUUUGGGACGUCUGACAAGUGUCCCCAGGGUAUGGGAAGUGGGACUGGGCACCGCAUUUUUUUUUUUUUUUUAAGACAAACCACGUUUCCUAUCUUGGAAAAUGGUGCCACUCACUUAUGCAAGCCUACCCCUCGUUCAGUCCAAAAGCAAAUCUGUCGUCUUCUAAAUAUAUCUCAGGUUCAUGAGCCUAGCCUCCUCGUCCCUGCCGGUCUUCUGCUGGACCAGUCCGCCAUCUCGUGACCAGAGUCGGGAAUAGCCCUACUUCCCGGCGGCCUCCACUCUCCCCGCAAUGCAAUGUGCAGCCAUGGCAGUCUUUACACACAGAGAUCAGAUUAAGUUACUCCUCUGCCAGAAUCUCUCUGGUCAGGGGUUUAACUGUCCAGGUGCUCCUGGCAGCACUCUGUCCUCCCCACAUCAUUGCUGGUUGACUUGUCUCCCCUGCUAGACUGUGCCCUAUUAGGGUGGAAAUUUUGUGCACGGUUGUAUCCCAACACCUGAUGCAGUGAUUCAGUAAACAUCUGUUCACUUAAUAGGAAAGAAAGUUCCCCCUCUCAUUCCCCUAUUCCUGGGCUCCUGCCCUCAAGCAGGAUGUUAUGCACCAGAGUGGCCGUGGGUGAGGACAUUCUGCUCCUCUGGCUGGCCUGGCACUGAUUUCCACCCUGAGCUGGUGUUGUGUCUCUCCUUCCUCUUGGCCAACCACUCUUCCACCAAUAUAAGCCCACACUGGAGGCCAGCAGGCAGUCAUGCAUUUUAUGGCAGGCCCUGCAAGGAGCCAGAGUCUGGGGCCUCUGUGCUUCCACAGCACCCCCCAAGCCCUGUACACUGUCUUCUUAAUAGUGCUGGUCAUGAUGAGUUUGGCGUUUGGUAAGUUUGUUCCUAUCAAUUGGGAACCCCCUCAACCACUUCCAUUCCCCAAAUACCUGCGCUGCUACCGAUGCCUCUUGGAGACCAAGGAGCUAGGGUGCCUUCUGGGAUCUGACAUCUGCCUCACCCCGGCUGGCAGCAGCUGCACCACUCUCCACAUAAAGAACGUUAGUGGUUCUGACAUCAUGGUGAGUGACUGCCGAAGUAAGGAGCAGAUGAGUGAUUGUUCGAAUACCCGAACUUCUCCGGUUUCUGGCUUCUGGAUAUUCUCUCAAUGCUGCUUCCUGGAUUUCUGCAAUGACCCUCAAAACAGAGGGCACUAUACCUUAGAGUGACUGCAACAACCUUUGGCAUAAAAUUCCAUCAGUUUCCAGCCACCUUCCUGACUUCUCUCAGGGCUUGGCCAGGACUUCUAGUCCUUCAUACCAGCUCUCCUUGCCUCCCUCCAGUCACGGGAUCCCAGCCUUGGUCUUCCUCUUGGUUGACACCCUUCAACACCCUUACUCCCACUCUGCACCCCCCAGUCCUGCCCCUCCUCCCCCAGGUUUCCUCUGUUGUCCCUAGUCCCUGGGUGUUUCUCCAAAAUAAAUUUGUGUGCAAACUGUU